AUGGACGACAAUCUAGCUACCAAGGACAUUCAGUACUGUUGGUGCGUCGAUGGCGGCGCCCAAGAGAUCGCAAAGAGGAUGACUGCCAAGGCCAAUAAGCGUAUCGAAUACAACACUUGCGUCCGUUCAAUCGACGCUCAAGUGCCGCUACGUACAGCUGGCAAGUAUACAGCUAUGAAGCUUCACACCAUCAGAACUGAUCCCAAGACCGACAAGGUUGAGAGCAAGGACAGAGAGUACUUUGCUGUCCUCAAUAGCACCACUCUUGUUGCCCUCCAGCGUAUGGAACUUCGCGAUGCAGGUCUUCUCUAG
This is a messenger RNA of Fusarium pseudograminearum CS3096, 312 nucleotides long. RefSeq lists its product as uncharacterized. The transcript has a single exon. The coding region runs from base 1 to 312 and encodes 103 amino acids. Lineage: Eukaryota; Fungi; Ascomycota; Sordariomycetes; Hypocreales; Nectriaceae. The record is from RefSeq and is a predicted model, not a curated record.